Bufo bufo (common toad) is the source of this 881-nucleotide messenger RNA. It is a transcript of the gene CCNB1IP1, whose product is annotated as cyclin B1 interacting protein 1. Bases 15 to 836 code for a protein of 273 amino acids. Gene Ontology annotation, molecular function: ubiquitin protein ligase activity. Gene Ontology annotation, cellular component: synaptonemal complex. Gene Ontology annotation, biological process: reciprocal meiotic recombination. The transcript has 3 exons. Lineage: Eukaryota; Metazoa; Chordata; Amphibia; Anura; Bufonidae. The record is from RefSeq and is a predicted model, not a curated record.
UCUUUCUAGCAGCUAUGGCAGUAUGUGAUGAUCUCUUACUGUGCAACUUUCCCAAAUGCCGGGCAAAGUUAUCUGGUCGUGCCUGGGUCACAGCUUGUUCACAUAUUUUCUGUGACCAGCAUGGCAGUGGAGAAUUCAGUCGGUCCCCUACUAUUUGCCCAGCCUGCAGCAGCACUCUUUCUAGUAAACUGGAUAUCGUGCGCACUGAGCUUAACCCUGCAGAAGAACAUAAAGCCAUGAUGCUGGCAGGGCUACGUCCAGAGACCGUUCUAGACAUAUGCUCUCGAGCACUGGCAUUCUGGACUUACCAGGUUUACCAGGAGCGACUGUACCAGGAGUACAACUACAGCCAGGCAGAAGGGCAUCUGAAGCAUGUGGAAAAACUUUAUGCUCAUGAAGUUCAAAGCAAGGAAUCGGAGUUAGUAGCCAUGAAGGGGGAAGUGAACUCGCUGAAGAAAAUCCUGGAGGAAUACAAGAGGAAAUACAGCGAACUUUCCGAGAAACUGAUGGAGCGGAACCGCCAGUAUAAUAAGCUGCAGGGAAUGUAUGACGGAUUACGACUCCGCAAUGUUGCUGUGACGAAUAGGGAGGCUUCUACACGUAGAGAGAGAGCUCAUCAGGACCAGUCUGGGCCUUUUGGAUUUACAACGGGUAACAUGUUCCACACUGAGAAAACACCCCCUUUAAGGUCAUCGGAUGGCGAUUUCCAUGCUCAGACAUUCUUCUGUACAUCUCCACGUGAUGAUGCCGGAAACACUGCCCAUGGCUCCCCUGGAAUGAGGGCAGACCGACUGAACUUGGCUUCAUCUAGGGCUUUCAAAGUUAUGAGGAUGUAAACUGCUGCAUCUUUUGGAACAAGUGUGUCCACAUUUUCAAUGACA